Messenger RNA from Polypterus senegalus (gray bichir), 1177 nucleotides. Its product is annotated as transcription factor HES-1-like. The record is from RefSeq and is a predicted model, not a curated record. The transcript has 4 exons. Gene Ontology annotation, biological process: regulation of neurogenesis; anterior/posterior pattern specification; regulation of transcription by RNA polymerase II. Lineage: Eukaryota; Metazoa; Chordata; Cladistia; Polypteriformes; Polypteridae. Gene Ontology annotation, molecular function: protein dimerization activity; DNA-binding transcription factor activity, RNA polymerase II-specific; RNA polymerase II cis-regulatory region sequence-specific DNA binding. Gene Ontology annotation, cellular component: nucleus. The coding region runs from base 392 to 1177 and encodes 261 amino acids.
UUUUUUUUUACCAAGUUUACACUUCAAGCAAAGUGCAGAAAGUUCCCGACGGUCUUCGGGCAAAUUUGGAGCUGAAUGACAGCUUGAUUCACCUCUUCAUUGGUGGCAAAUCCCAGGACAACUCUCAAUAGCUAAUCCUAUAAAAGAGGUUAAAUGCGAGUUAGAGACAAGUGAAUGAAAAGUAGAUCCCAAAGGGGAAUUGUGUCCCCCUCCGCCCACAUCGCUCAAUUAGCGCACAAGCGACUUUAGUGCAGAAAAAAACGCAAAUAAAUUCUGGGAUGCCCUGCAUUCCAAAGUGCGCACACACCUCGUCUCGCUGCCAUCUGCUAUAUAACCCCAAGUUUUAGGCUUAGGGCACCGACACACACUCGACGGUUUUGAGGGACCAAACAUGCUGGAUUACAAGAGUCCGAGCUGCCGGAUGGAGUCGGCCCACAGCGGGAAGGCGAAAACCUCGGCAGAUCACAGAAAGACUUCUAAGCCUAUUAUGGAGAAGCGACGGAGAGCAAGAAUCAACGACAGCCUGACACAACUGAAAGGCCUCAUUUUGGAUGUACUGAAAAAAGACAUGGGUUCGAUGCCCCGUUAUUCAAAGUUGGAAAAAGCAGAUAUCUUGGAAAUGACUGUGCGACACCUCAAAGAUCUUCAACACAAGCACUGUGCUGACUCCCUGAACAUUACCUCUGGCAUCACUAACAAAUUCCGAGCAGGAUUCAGCGAGUGCAUCAGAGAAGUUACACAGUUUUUGUCUACCAGUGAUGGCAUCCAGAGUGACGUCAGAAGCAACCUCCUACAGCAUCUUAUCAACUGCAUUUCUGAUAUUAACUUCAUUCCCUCCCACCUCAUGGUCAAUGUUCCAGUUGUGUCUCAGAUGCACUCACAUUCAAGCACCCCUGAUAACUCUGCUUCUUCCAGUGUUCCCAAAGCUAAUGCUCCUGGUGUGCAAGUGGUGCCCCUUACAGAUGGACAGUUGGCUUUUCUCUUGCCCAGAACCACCUUCCCAAAUACAAGAUCAAUCCAGAGUAUACCCAGUGCCACACCCAUUGGCAUAAAAACUCCAGGGACCUCUGAAUUGCAUUCCAGCAAAAUUUUACUGCCGUCACAGCACCCAUCAUCAGAUUUGCCUAGAAAUUCAGUACAUUUGGCACUGAAUGAUUCUGUCUGGAGACCUUGGUGA